Messenger RNA from Patella vulgata (common limpet), 1619 nucleotides. Its product is annotated as sodium-dependent glucose transporter 1A-like. The transcript has 3 exons. Gene Ontology annotation, biological process: transmembrane transport. The coding region runs from base 3 to 1619 and encodes 538 amino acids. The record is from RefSeq and is a predicted model, not a curated record. NCBI's taxonomy places the organism in Eukaryota, Metazoa, Mollusca, Gastropoda, Patellidae.
UUAUGGAUAAAGACGCCGACAUACAGAAUGGUGUCCUGUUGGAAUCACCUGUUAGUGCUGGUGGCGAGGUGGCACAUGUUGCUGGCGAGGUGACAAAUGUUUGUGGCGAGGUAGCAGAAGAUGAAACUAAAACAAAAUCUUUCCUACAGAGCAUGAAACAGGCGACAUACAGAUCCAAAUUUAUCCAAAGCCUGGCGCUUUGUUUCGCCUUUUGGUGUUUAGGUUUUCAAGUUGGUCAGAGGGGUCCAUCAUUCUUGGAUAUCCAACUCAUCACUAAUACUAAUGUUGAGAUAGCUUCCACGUUUUUUACUGCUGGUUCUGUAGGUUACCUGAGUGGUUCCUUUAUCAGCGGCAUCCUGUAUGACAGAUUUAACAAGACGCUUCUUCUGGGGUUAUAUGUAAUCCUCAUGGCUAUCACGGUCGCUUCACUACCUCUUUGUUCACCAUAUGGGCUGAUGUUGGUGAUAUCAUGGGCUAAUGCAUUCUUUAUGGGCGGAAUGGAUACAGGCGGGAAUGCUCAUCUUGUGUCACUGUGGGGAGAAGACGAAGGCAGACCAUAUAUGCAGGCUAUUCACUUUUCGUUUGCGUUUGGUGGAGUAAUCUCCCCUUUAGUAACAGCCCCGUUUCUUGUACCUAAACCCGAGGAUGUAUCAAUCAACUCUUCGUUGACAAACCUAACUUCUAAUGGUAUCUUCAAUACUACGCUAUUAGAUUAUAACAUCACCAAUGAUAACUCAACUCUAGGUAACAAUAUCACCACGAUUGCUGAACCUAUUGAAACUAAAUUAAUCUAUGCUUAUAUAAUAUCUGGUAUUCUCACCUUACUAUCCGCCAUUCCUUUCAUGGUGAUAUAUUGUCGUUACAAGUCAAAGAAAAUGAAAAGGAAUCAGCCCAAGAAGCAGGAGAACAGUCCGGCAAGAGACCUUCCAUGGAAAUACUAUAUACUGGCAAUUGUCCUGUUGCUUGUGUUCUAUUUAACAUAUUGUGCUGUGGAGGACACAUUUGCCGCGUAUUUACUGACUUUUAUGGUAAUGGAACUUAAAUGGACUAAGGCACAGGGUACGCAAAUUACUUCUGUAUAUUGGGCAGCUUUUGCCAUCUCAAGAUUUUCAGGAAUUUUUAUCAUACGUUGUUUAAGACCGGUUGUAUUGUUGUUUAUAUGUCUAGCAAGUUUAAUGUUAUGCUUAAUAGGCUUUUUAUUAUGUUCGCAUUAUCAAAUACACAUAGGAAUUUGGAUUUUCGCCGUUUUAGUCGGGCUUUCAAUGUCGGUUAUAUUUCCUACUGGGUUUUCUUGGGCCCACGAAAAUCUCCUACAAAUAACUGGUAAAAUCACAUCCUUUAUAUUAAUAGCUGCAUCAUCUGGCACGAUGACGAAUCCUAUUAUUAUGGGAUAUUUGAUGGGAGAGGUAAGUCCCAUGUGGUACUGUUAUUUAUUAGUAGGCGAGAGUGUUUUAUGCAUUUCGAUAUUUUUCCUCUUGUUAUCCGUCUCUACUUUUGUUUUAGUAAACAAACGUAUUGUUCAUGCGUCACCGGAAACCAAACCCAACGCGAAUCAGCAAACAGAAUCCAUUGACAAUCGCACACCUUUCAUUCCUAAUAAUGGAUCAUCUGCACUGUAA